Messenger RNA from Drosophila erecta, 4461 nucleotides. RefSeq lists its product as uncharacterized. Lineage: Eukaryota; Metazoa; Arthropoda; Insecta; Diptera; Drosophilidae. The transcript has 4 exons. The coding region runs from base 431 to 2926 and encodes 831 amino acids. The record is from RefSeq and is a predicted model, not a curated record. Gene Ontology annotation, molecular function: protein binding.
CGGAGAUAUGUAAAUUAUGCGAAAUGCCAUUGGAAUUUUCGUCAGCGCCAGUGAAUCGGACUUUGGCACACUCCUUGGAGCCUUCACAGCCGAGUAGCACUAUUUAAGAAUUCUUAAAAGGAUACCAGCAGCAGCAGGAGGAGCAGGAGCAGCAGGAGGAGCAGCCGCACCCAGAAGGACCAACUUUCCACUCGAAGCAAAUUAAAAGAAAAGAACUCAGCCAAACUGGAGGCGGAGGGCAAAAAACGGCAAAAUCAAUAGUGCCGAAGAAGUGUGGCCAAAGUGCUGAGUAAUGUGGAGUAAUGGAGACCUUUUUGCUGGCGGCGGCAACAUGAUGUGAAACAUGGCAAUCGAAUCAGCCAAAGCCAUUUAGGGUCAUCAAUUGCCAGGGUAGUGGAAAAUCGGCAGCAGGAGCCCCGAACGAAGCCAUAUGCACCGCAGCAUGGAGCGCAGGAGGAGCAGCAGCCCGAGGGCUCUGCCAGUCUGCUGGAUUCUGCUGUGCCUGGUGGCCUGGACCGUGGCAGAUGACUGGUCCCUCAGUUGCGCCUCCAAUUGCACCUGCAAGUGGACCAAUGGCAAGAAGUCGGCCAUCUGCAGCUCCCUGCAGCUGACCACCAUUCCGAACACCCUGAGCACAGAGCUGCAGGUGCUGGUGCUCAAUGACAACCACAUCCCGUACCUCAACCGGGAGGAGUUCUCCACUCUGGGGCUGCUGAACCUGCAGCGCAUUUACCUCAAGAAGUCCGAGGUGCAGUACAUACACAAGGAGUCGUUCCGCAAUCUGAAGAUCCUGGUGGAGAUUGACCUGUCGGACAAUAAGCUGGAGAUGCUCGACAAGGACACCUUCAUGGGCAACGAUCGCCUGAGGAUACUCUACUUGAAUGGCAAUCCCCUCAAGCGCCUGGCGGCGUACCAGUUUCCUAUUCUGCCCCAUCUGCGCACCCUGGACAUGCACGACUGCCUCAUCUCCUACAUCGAUCCCAUGUCCCUGGCCAACCUGAACCUGCUGGAGUUCCUCAACCUGAAGAACAAUCUGCUGGAGAGCCUCAGCGAGUACGUGUUCCAGCACAUGGCCAAUCUGAAGACCCUCUCCCUGGAGGAGAACCCCUGGCAGUGCAACUGCAAGUUGCGCAAGUUCCGCGGCUGGUAUGUGAACAGCCGCCUGAGCUCCGUGAGUCUGGUGUGCAAGGGCCCGCCGGCCCAGAAGGAUCGCACCUGGGACAGCGUGGACGACGAGCUCUUCGGCUGUCCGCCGCGGGUGGAGAUCUUCAACAACGAGGAGGUGCAGAACAUCGACAUCGGCAGUAAUACCACCUUUAGCUGCCUGGUGUACGGCGAUCCGCUGCCGGAGGUGGCUUGGGAGCUGAAUGGGAAGAUACUGGACAACGACAACGUGCUCUUCGACUCGGAGAGCAUCUCCUCGGACAAGCUGUGGAGUAACCUCACCGUCUUCAACGUGACCAGCCUGGAUGCCGGCACCUACGCCUGCACGGGCGCGAAUGCCAUCGGCAGCAUGACCCAGAACAUCAGCAUCUACCUCAGCGAGAUCGUUCAGCAUGUGCUGGAGAAAACGCCCGAGACCUUCUGGUACUUCGGCCUCAUCAUGGGCAUCUUCGGAACCGUCUUUCUGCUGAUCUCCAUCUCGUUUGUGGUCUGUCUGUGCAAGCGCACCACCCGCCAGCACCGGCAUGCCAACAAGGCCGGAGUGAAGUCGAGUGUCAGCUUCAAUGAUCAGGAAAAGAAACUUCUGGACUCGAGCGUCACCACGACGACCAAUGAUCGCGGCGACAGCUAUGGCAUCGACAACCAGCCCACUUCCAUGGGCAUGAACAAGGGCGACUCGGCCGGAAUGGGCUUCAACCAGAUAGAGAUCCAUGCGGUGGACAGUCAUCGGCAUGGCAGCAUGUUGGUGCAGCAGCAGCCGCAACAGCAACAGGUUGCGGGUGGUGGUGGAAUGCGGCAGCAGCUGAUGCAGGUCAAAGAUCCCACCUGCGGCAUGAUGAGUGUGCCCACCUCAAUGGCAGGCCAUGCCCACUCGCAUCCUGCCCAGAUCUCCGAGGAGUUCCCGCUGAACGUGGGCGUCUUUCCGCCGCCCCCAGAGUUUUGCUCCAACAUAGUCCCGAAUCCAGCCUUUGGGGGCAAUAUCUUCAUCCGGGUAUCCGUUACGCAGGACAUGCUGGAUGGUGCGGACCUGAACAUGUAUCCCGAUUUGCUGAACAUUCCCAAGCGGAUGCAGGACGUGCAGGAGAGUGGUGCUGGUGCAGUUGCCGUGCCCGAGGGUCAGUUUGCCACUCUACCGAGACACACGGCCCGGAGAGGUAUUCUCAAGAAGGACACCUCCUUGCAGCAGCAGCAGCAAAUUCAGCAGCAGCAUCAGCAGCAACAGCAACAGCAAAUGCAGCAGCAGCAGCAGCAACUCCAACAGCAGCACCAGCCAUCCGGACUCUACACACAUGAUGAAAUAGUGACCUACAACCUGGAGGCCAGUGGCUAUGACCCCCACCAGGCGGCGUACCACAGCAACGCCAUGGAGCUGCCUCCUCCGCCGCCGCCGCCCGCCGUAACAGCGGUGGUGCAGUGCCAUCACCCGAGUCCCAGCAACUGCGCCAGCUGCAUCAACAAUGCGCCGCCGCCGCCCUCCGCCUGCCAAUCGCCGCCCGUCGAGGUCACGCCCAUGAGGCCGCUGGACAGCUCCGCCUACCCCAAGUACGACAACAUGGGUCGGCGGAUCACCGCGAGCGGAGGACUCGGUGGAUCCACUCUUUCGCUGCACGACGAGGAGCGCUACGAAAACGAGACGCUCUUUGGCCAGGCGGAGAGCCAGCCCCAGGGCAUGCCCGAGCAGUCGCAGGAUCUCCACCAGGCGCAGGAGGUGACCCAAGGCCAGGACCAGGGCGGCGGUCCUGGCGAGUUCGUGUCGCUCUAGUAUUACGGUACCCAGGUGUAAAUAGGUCAAUAGAUUCGUGUCCCCGGAGACCCGGGAAACCCUUGGCAAUCGUUUGGUUCAUAUCAGUUUGAGGAACGAGUGCUCUAAAUGAACAUAUGUAUGUGUAGCAACCCACACAAUCUAUUGACUGCAUCACAUUCCUCUGAAGACCACAAAUCCAACAAGAAACGCGGUCAGGAUUGACUGGGUUCUCAUUUUUAGGCAUUAAACUGUAAGAGGUCAUUAAAAAGGUAUUUAACAUAAAAAUGAGAAUCCAAACGAGACUGUCAUCACAGCCCAAUCAAAAUUAUAGAUUUCAAAAAUGUUGAUUUAACCAGCAAAGACAACCUUUAUUUUCCAUUCGGAUUGCACUCUCAGACUAGACACCGUUCAAGAAUAUACUUCCGAUUCAUGCUCCAUUAGAGUCCCAAUCCCAGCUAGCAUUUGGUAGUAGUCCCUGAAGUCUGCACCUCCUUAGAGGUCAGCAGCGGGUGUAUUCUAUAAGGUAUAGCGACCAAACUGAUCUUCAUAAGGUGUAUAGUACGAUUAAUCGCGUGUGUAUUGGACCCAUGGCUGGUCGAGUCUUAGACAUAUUGCUUCUGGGGUGCUAGAGAUUAGGGGUUUAGAGAUGAGACACUGAAUAGGAUUAGAUUGGUACAGGUGGUGUGAGGCGCGAAACUCAUAUCUCUAGAUAUGCAUAUACAUAUAUACAUAUAUAAAACGUUAGCCAGAUCUAUUACGCCCCAUAUACUCGCCCUUAUAACCCUGGAUGUGCAUUGGAUAUAUAAAUACUUUAUCUAGUUUCUAGCCCCUCAGCCCCGUAAAAUAGUUCCUCUCUUGUACAUAUGUAAAUGUAUUCCUAUUGCUUAAGGACUUUUAAUCAAAAUAAUUUUAUGCUCACUACCCGCAAGUAUCUCAAGCAUAUAUCACAGAGUCGUGCCAAAAGUUUUUAAAGUCUGUUUUUAACCUGUUAGCCCCAUGCGAUUGUUUAGACGUGUUAGUUACCGUAGUAUUUGCUGAACACCUAGUACCUAUGAUUUAGUCAGUCUCAGAUCCCAGCAUACAGAAUAGAACACAUUCGAUCCUCUGCGUUUUCCCACUCGAAGUCCUGCAAGUAGAUCCAAACUAUAUCUGAAUAAGGUACGACAUUAACACUUACGCAACAUACUCGUAUAUCUGCAUAUGUUUGUACUUGUGUGUAAUCUGAAUGUAGAAAGAAUUGAAAACAAAUACGACCCAAGCUAGGCUAUAUCGAUGUGUAUAUCUUAUAUAUAGUAUAUCGUACAUAUGCAAUGUAAACAUUUAUCGAGAUCCAUGUUUGUAGAGGAGGGCGCACGGGGGACGGGAGAACAGAGGUCGCAUUAAAUGGAUUUUUUGUGUCUGUAGAAAGUUUCAAAUUCGAGCUUGGUAAUGUAAAAGUAAGCUAUAGAAGUCAGUAUAAGUACACGAUAAAUUCCACUUACAUGACCACGCCCACUCACCGCCCCACUCACCCUUCGCAUGAUAAGUGCAUGCGUGUGUGUAUCUGUGUGCAU